Gracilinanus agilis (Agile Gracile Mouse Opossum) is the source of this 836-nucleotide messenger RNA. RefSeq names its product nuclear protein 2, transcriptional regulator (gene NUPR2). The transcript is spliced from 2 exons. Bases 1 to 390 code for a protein of 129 amino acids. Gene Ontology annotation, biological process: negative regulation of cell population proliferation; negative regulation of cell cycle; regulation of transcription by RNA polymerase II. The record is from RefSeq and is a predicted model, not a curated record. Gene Ontology annotation, cellular component: nucleus. Lineage: Eukaryota; Metazoa; Chordata; Mammalia; Didelphimorphia; Didelphidae.
AUGAACCUUACUCCCAGGAGGAGUGCCGAGGAUACGGAAUGCGCCCCCGGGAUGGAGAGGGAAGCGGAGCGACAGCCAUCACCAUCCCCGCCACAGUCCCCUCCGCUGCGUCGGCCUCGUCUCCCGACCCGUCAGAAAUCGCAGGAAGAGCUGCCGUUAGCGAACUUCGAGGAGGAGCACUACGACUGUUACGACUACUAUAACCUACGGGAAUAUCCGAUCCGCGGUCCCGGCUGGAGCAAGGGCCGCACCCGGCGGGAGCGGGAGCUCCGCACCAACCGGCCAGUGCCCGCGGGCCAUGAGCGGAAGAUCGCCCAGAAGUUGUACAACAGCCAGCGGAAGCGGCGCCAGCGCCAGCUGCAGUCACGGCCUCGCACCCGGCUCUCCUGAAGGGGGCGGCCUCCCGCUCCCUUCGUGGUUCUCCCUAGCCAUGGAUUCACAAAGGACCUAGUAAAGUCUUUUCUCUUAACUCCAGCUAUAUCUGUUGCCAUAAGGGAGAGCUAGAGAGUCCAUGUUGGUCACCAGGGCUUUCUUGUUGCCAGCUCUCAGUGGAUUGCUUCAGGACCUUUUUUCUCUUCCAGCACACUGAGGUGUUACAUCAAUAAGACCUAUGUUCAGUCCCUCUGGGGUAUGUCUUCUCUUUAGGAUUCCUAAUUAAAGGAGAGCAGCAAGAAUGGUUUUUCAACUCUUCUGUUUUGGUCAAAGUUAAUAUUACUACGAGCAUGAAAGUGGUUUUAAAAUAGGUUCUUGGAUAAGACAUUUAUGGUAUCACAUCAAAUGUUAGUUUGUAGUUUUAGGGACCAAAAUAAUAAAGAUCAAAUCUGUUUUUUCUGUGA